Molecule: messenger RNA, 528 nt
Organism: Eremothecium cymbalariae DBVPG#7215
Lineage: Eukaryota; Fungi; Ascomycota; Saccharomycetes; Saccharomycetales; Saccharomycetaceae
Gene: LRP1
Product: Lrp1p
Exons: 1
Coding region: 1-528 (175 amino acids)
Biological process (GO): maturation of 5.8S rRNA; regulation of gene expression
Cellular component (GO): exosome (RNase complex); nucleolus
Molecular function (GO): RNA binding; DNA binding
Source: RefSeq, a predicted model, not a curated record
AUGGAGCAUAUCAAUAAGAUAAAACCAUUUAUUGUACAUCUGAACAGACAGCUCAAGGAUUUAGAGCCAGAAAUUAAAAAACUAACCAACCAACCUCUUGAUGAUCAACUUCUCUCUUUGACAGAUGAGAAGGAAAGGUUGAAGCUAUCAAAUAAAUAUGCAUAUGUGUUGAGCUCGUUGCUUUUUGUAUAUAUGAAGGUUUUAAAUGUCAAAGAUAUGACUCCUAUCAUGGCCGAGUUGUCCAGAGUGAAGAGCUACAUGGAUAAGGUUAAGCAGUUAGACUUGAAUCAAUCAGAGAAGGAAAGUGCAGCCCAAGAGCAACAAGAACGUGCCAAAACCAUAAUAGGCAGCGCAUUAGGUGAAAUAAGAUCUGAUGCGGCUAUCAGUAAGGUCCAUUUUCUAGGAAAGCAUACCAAAUUUGAAAAUAAACGUGAUCAAGACGAAUUGGCCAAAAAAGUGAUGAGUAGAUUAAAACAAGCUAACAAAACGAAAGAGAGUACUGGGAAGGUCUCUAAAAGGAACAAAUAG